Molecule: messenger RNA, 306 nt
Organism: Acytostelium subglobosum LB1
Lineage: Eukaryota; Evosea; Eumycetozoa; Acytosteliales; Acytosteliaceae
Exons: 4
Coding region: 1-306 (101 amino acids)
Source: RefSeq, a predicted model, not a curated record
AUGUCUGGGGCUGCUGUCAAUGGUGUAAAUGUUAUCAAGAAGAGCACCGUUCAUAUAUAUAGGGACUGCUUGAGACUGGCAAGAUACAUUGGUGAGAUGAAUGGAUUCACAAAGAACAUUCACUUGCACAUUGCCAGAUCAUUCAGAGAGCACAAGAACGAGGCUGAUCAGGAAAAGAUUGAGGAGUAUAAGACAGAUGCCACAAGAUUCAUUACCAACUUUAUGCAACACGAGGCAGAGAGAUUGGCUCGUCAGGAGAAUGAUAAGAAGCAAAAGAUUGUCAAGCCAUCACCAACAUUGGAUUAA